Molecule: messenger RNA, 1581 nt
Organism: Fusarium sp. VM40
Lineage: Eukaryota; Fungi; Ascomycota; Sordariomycetes; Hypocreales; Nectriaceae
Source: the annotation of a GenBank genome assembly
AUGGCGUCGAACGAUCCGUCGGCCUCAUGUGUUCAACCUCCCCCUGAUCUCCUUGUCGAGAAGGUGUACCAGCCAAUGGCUCUACUGAAAAGAAACGGGCGUCAGAUGGACUCCUGUCCUUUCUCUUCUUCUCCCUCCCCCAGCAACGUCAAGAGCUUCACGCCUCGAACUCGAAAGGCCCUCGAGGAAUACCUCUGCAGCUCCCACUCUGGCCCUGCAUCUUCAGUCGACAAACAUACUCCUCCUCCCAAGCCCAAAGAUCAAAAGCCUAAGAAGUCUCAGAAGCCUCAAAAGCCCAAGAAAGACCCUGAGCUAGAACAAGAACAGAAGAAAAGGUGGAAAAUCAGGCCCAAGAAACUUGCGGCAGAUGAGCCUGAUCAAAUCCUUCGCGGCCAGUUUGUUGGUCCUCCAGCUGGCAUCCCGCCUUUCGACCGAGAAAAGAAAUGGGAUAACAGCUACCCUUACCCUGCCAACGAAGAUUGGCCUGAGGAAGAUGAAUUUAACUUCACCCCCAAAGUCUUCGCCAAGCCAAUAGACCCCGAACCGGCUCUUUUCAAUCUUGAGUUGGAGAGCGAAGUCCAUUUCCUUGAGCCCCUUCAUAUCCAGGGUGCCAUCCGCCAGGAGUAUGCCGCCCAUACUGCUGAGGGACAGCAGAGUCAUGACAAGAUUCUCAGACAAAUGAACGAGGCUAGACGUAUGGGUGCCGAAAAGACAGCAAUCAAGGAGUUCGACUUCAACGAAACCACCGCGCCCGUCGAGCAUCGCAUACCCAGACCUGAGAUGCAGCAAGGAAUCUACGACCACAGAGUUAAGAUUUCAGGUUUAACCAGAAAGAUCGCCGUCUGUGAUGGGACUCUUGCAGGCAUGAUUGCUGGCGAGUUUACCUAUCGUCCUGACUAUGCUCAUCUCCCACCGACUGAGAAACAGAUGGCCAUACUUCGUGACGCCGAAAGCCUUCGAGGCCUAUAUCCACAGGAGAAGUCAACAAAUUCGAAUGAAUUUGCACCCGGCAAGGAGAGCUUGGCUUCAGAAAGAUCACUGUCUCCCAAGAAAUGUCGCACUUCCCACGACUCAACUCCCGAGCCUUCACUAUACGAUCAGUGGCUGAAGAAGCAGUCGGCCAACGUUUGCACUGCUUCCAAGUGGAUAGAUGAAGAAGAGAAAUCCGCGAAGAGGCAAGCUUUCAAGGAAGCUCUCUCCAAGCAGCUAGAGGCUCGUUUCCCUGCCCCCAUGACAGCCCCGAUCGACGACACUGUUGAGGAUGAGGAACGCAAAUGGGCGGCCCAACACUUCCCUUACCUGCCUCCAAAGACCGAAACAGAUCUCCAGCGCCAAAACAUGUGGGACACUCCCCUGAAGGUCGACGUCCCCAGGUGGUUCCCGACCUUUGCCAAGUCCGGCGUCAUUCGCCUCGACAAACGCAACAGCAAAGAGAAGCAGUAUCAGGAAUUUCUCACGACCGUCUGGAGGCUCGAGUCGCAGAUGCUCAACAACAAGAAUAAGCCUGACAUAUGGGACAAGAAAUGGCACGAACCUAGCGCUCGCUGGACCCAACCUUUCCAGCAGACGGGCGGUGGCUAG